AUGGUCGAUGAGCCAUUGGGUGGACUCAACUAUGAUGAUCUCCUCCCAGCUGGACUUCCACUCCCGACGAUCAUCUCUGCUAGUUGCGCACGGCGACAACCGUGUGGCGUCACCAUGAGCAAAGGAAUCGAGAUAACCUUUGAAUUCAACUCUCCUCCUCAAUCAUCAAUACCGCCUCGCCAGAGCUAUGAGUUCCUGAUUGCAACUGAUUCCCAAGUGUUAUCCAAUUCUUCGGAUUACUACAAAUCUCUGCGUGGCGCCCUGUCUCAAGCAAAGGCGCGGACCGGAGAGGAUUUGACAAAAUAUCGGGAUCUGGCUGCGGAAUUCGAGAAGCAUAAAAUCGUGGAGGUUAAGACAUCCUCCGAUGAUGAGGAUGAAGACACUGAGGAAUGA
This is a messenger RNA of Rhizoctonia solani, 393 nucleotides long. RefSeq lists its product as uncharacterized. The record is from RefSeq and is a predicted model, not a curated record. Lineage: Eukaryota; Fungi; Basidiomycota; Agaricomycetes; Cantharellales; Ceratobasidiaceae. Bases 1 to 393 code for a protein of 130 amino acids. The transcript has 2 exons.